Dreissena polymorpha is the source of this 1006-nucleotide messenger RNA. Its product is annotated as thrombospondin-2-like. The transcript has 4 exons. The record is from RefSeq and is a predicted model, not a curated record. The coding region runs from base 326 to 790 and encodes 154 amino acids. NCBI's taxonomy places the organism in Eukaryota, Metazoa, Mollusca, Bivalvia, Myida, Dreissenidae.
UGGUUUGUAAUUGCACCACAGUGUUUUGCAAGUGAAACAAUUACAUUGAAUUACUCUGUAUGUAAGUAGGUUUUCAUUAAAUAUUGAUUAUAUUUGUACGAAGUUACCCCGUCAUUAUUUUCCUUUGUCCUAUUUAUGUUAUGAUACUGCGUUAUUUUAGCACAUCAAGCAUAUAUUUCAUUUUCUAGGAGUUUGGUCUCCAUGGUUCAAUGACCAGUGUUCUGUGACAUGUGGAAACGGGACCCUAACACGUGUACGUCGCUGCUCCACUGGCCACGUAGAGGAUUGUGACGGAAACAGCAGCGAAAUAGUUCACUGUCAGGACAUGCCUUGCAAAGGAGUUUGGUCCCCAUGGUUCGAUGACCAGUGUUCUGUGACAUGUGGAAACGGGACCCUGACACGUGUACGUCGCUGCUCUACUGGCCACGUAGAGGAUUGUGUGGGAAACAGCAGUGAAAUAGUUCACUGUCAGGACAUGCCUUGCAAAGUGGAUGGGUCCUGGUCAUCUUGGUCACCAUGGUCACACUGUGACGUCACAUGUGCACAUGGUCACAAACAUCGGACACGCACAUGUACUAAUCCAGCUCCCGCCUUCGGGGGUCAGAACUGCUCUGGAGUCAACCAUGAAACCAGCAAGUGCACGCUUGCACAAUGUCCAAGUUGGAGUAAGUGGUUCCUUGGCGACUGCUCAGUGACCUGCGGUAACGGGACCCUGUCAAGGAUGAGGAUGUGUUCUUCCGGGCAUGAAGAGGACUGCCCAGGGUCUGCCAUCGACACUGCCGUGCUCUAAACUGCCAUGCUGACGCAAUUACACUUUUGAAAAUCAAAAUGUCCGAAUGAUAUCAAGACCUUAAACGUUUUCAUAUGCAAAAUGUAGAUAAAAACAUCUCCGUUAAAGUGUGUUGUAUUGUUUUGACAAGUAUGUGAAAUUGUUUAAACUAUCGUUCGCAUAUAUAAAGCUGAAACUCUGAAUACUGUCACUCUAUGUGAAAAAAACGUAUAAGGC